Molecule: messenger RNA, 2469 nt
Organism: Electrophorus electricus (electric eel)
Lineage: Eukaryota; Metazoa; Chordata; Actinopteri; Gymnotiformes; Gymnotidae
Gene: abcd3b
Product: ATP-binding cassette, sub-family D (ALD), member 3b
Biological process (GO): long-chain fatty acid import into peroxisome; very long-chain fatty acid catabolic process; peroxisome organization
Cellular component (GO): peroxisomal membrane; peroxisome
Molecular function (GO): long-chain fatty acid transmembrane transporter activity; ATP binding; ATP hydrolysis activity
Source: RefSeq, a predicted model, not a curated record
AUGGCGGCUAUCAGUAAGUAUCUGACAGCCAGGAAUUCUUCAGUUGCAGGUGCUUUGGUAUUUACUUUAUACAUAUUGAAACAGAGACUACGUUCUUCGGAAUCACAUUAUGGCAGCAGCAAGAGGACAUCAGAACUAUUCUUUGACAAUGAUAAGGAGGACAAAAAAGACCAGGCUGUUGUGGACAACGUUUUCAUCAGUCGCAUUUGCCGUGUCCUGAAAAUCCUGGUGCCACGGGUGUUUUGCAAAGAGUCAGGAUAUUUGGUCCUCAUUGCUGUCAUGCUUGUGGCUCGAACCUAUUGUGAUGUAUGGAUGAUCCACAAUGGGACAAUGAUCGAGAGUGCAAUCAUUGGACGAUCAACUAGAGCUUUCAAGUCAUACUUAUUCAGCUUUAUUGCUGUCAUGCCAUUUAUCUCUUUAGUCAAUAAUGUCCUGAAGCUGGGUCUGAAUGAGCUCAAACUCUGCUUCCGUGUGAGACUCACGCAGCAUCUAUACAGCAACUACCUGAAAGGGUUUACCUACUACAAAAUUGGUAACCUGGAUAAUCGCAUUGCCAAUCCUGACCAGUUGCUUACCCAAGAUGUUGAGAAGUUCUGUAACAGUGUGGUGGACCUGUACUCCAACAUCAGCAAGCCUCUGCUGGACAUUUUCCUGUACCUCUUCAAGCUGACCACAACCAUUGGCCCUUUGGGCCCUGCUGGUAUGCUCAGUUACCUGGUAUUCUCUGGCCUUCUGCUGACCAGGCUACGGAGACCAAUCGGCAGGAUGACGGUGACUGAGCAGAAAUACGAAGGAGAGUUCAGAUAUGUCAACUCCCGCCUCAUCACUAAUAGUGAGGAGAUUGCAUUCUACAAUGGAAGCAGGAGGGAGAAGAGGAGCAUCUAUGAGACUUUCCAGAAGCUGGUGGAUCACUUGAACCGCUUCAUUUACUUCCGUUUCUCUAUAGGCAUCAUAGACAGUAUUGUUGCUAAAUACAUCGCAUUGGUGGUUGGCUACCUGGUGGUCAGCCGACCCUUCCUAGAUCUUAAGAACAAGCGUCAUCUCCAUAGCACACACUCUGAAAGGCUGGAGGAUUACUACGAGAGCGGACGCAUGCUUCUCAGCCUAGCCCAGGCUUUGGGCCGGAUUGUGCUGGCUGGCAGGGAGAUGACCAGGCUCUCAGGGUUCACUGCAAGGAUCACAGAGAUUCAAGAGGUUUUAAGAGAGUUGAACUGCGGCAAAUAUGAACGCACAAUGAUUUCCCAGAUAGGAAAAGAGUCAGAGGCAGUAGAGAAAAUGAGGCUGGUCCCUGGUAGUGGAGAAAUUGUUAAUGCAGAUAAUAUCAUCAGGUUCGAGCACAUACCUCUAGCAACACCCAAUGGAGAUCUCCUGAUUCAUGACUUAUCCUUUGAGGUGUCAUCAGGGACCAAUGUUCUAGUGUGUGGCCCCAACGGUUGUGGAAAGAGCUCUUUGUUUAGGGUGCUGGGUGAGCUGUGGCCUCUGUUUGGAGGACGUCUCACCAAACCUGAACGAGGGAAGCUCUUCUACGUUCCCCAGAGACCAUACAUGACUAUUGGUUCCCUGAGGGAUCAGGUUAUAUACCCUGACACACAUGAAGACCAAAGAAGAAAAGGAACUUCUGAUAAGGUGCUGAAGGAAUACCUCGACAACGUGCAGCUGGGCCACAUCCUGGACAGAGAGGGUGGCUGGGACAGUAUCCAGGACUGGAUGGACGUUCUGAGUGGGGGAGAGAAGCAGAGGAUGGCUAUGGCCCGCCUGUUCUACCACAAGCCCCAGUUUGCCAUCCUAGACGAAUGCACCAGCGCUGUGAGCGUGGAUGUGGAGGACUAUAUCUACAGCCACUGCAGGAAGGUUGGAAUCACUCUGUUUACAGUCUCCCACAGAAAGUCUCUCUGGAAACACCAUGAGUACUAUUUGCACAUGGAUGGGAGAGGAAAUUAUGAGUUCAAGCCCAUCACCAAGGAGACUGUGGAGUUUGGUUCCUGAGCUUGGGACAUGUGGACAGGGGUGUGAUCAGGGCAGAAUUGCAAAUCCGUCCAUUUUCCUCUAAGAUGGCUUUGUGUUAGAAACAUAUUCCUUUUUCUCUGUCCUGGAGGAAAUACCAAGAUAAAUCUCUCAGCGAGAGUUCUGUGGCCUCAAAUGAUUUUCACAUGAAGGUCCUGUUGAUAUCUUUUAAUAUGCGUGAAAUGUUUUGUGUAAUUUAAAUAAUAUCUGGUUUGUACUUCUCUAUAGUACUUCAAGUAUUUAAAAAAACUGUCUCUGGUCUAUAAUGGUACUGCUAGUCUUUUUGCUUGUAUUUCUUUGUUUUUAGGACUUAUCCAAACACUACUGUAAACCACUGUCUCAGCUGUAUUAUAUUUAAUAGUAACAAGUUGUUUAUGCUUAAAUUUAAGUGUAAGGUGAAUUAGGGCUGUGUAUUAAAUAAUACUUUUAUUUAUAUAAAUGUGUAUGUAUAUUUAAAUGUGUAUG